AUGAUUCCCUUCACUUCAUGGAUACCGGUACUGGCCAUUUUCGAGACAGCUCGUGCUGUGAGAUAUCUAGGACGUGUGAAUCCAGCGACAAAAGAGUUGACGUGGUCGGCCACUGGUGUGUCCUUCACGUUUACAGGAGCGUCAGCGUCCAUCGGUCUAGAAGGAGUGACUGGCACAAGCAGUGCAGAUUUGAUCAUCGACGGGAAAUCGACAUACAUCGCCGACGUCAAAGGCCCUUCCAUCUCGACCCCAGCAAAUCUCACCUACGGCAACCACACCGUCGAAUUCCGCAAAAGCUCCGAGGCAUUAUGGGGCUCCAUCUUCAUCGGCAACAUCACCACCGAUGGCACCUUUGGCCCUGACAUCCCCGUCUCAAACCGCAAAAUAGAAGUCAUCGGUGACUCCAUCACUUCUGCAUAUGGCAUUGGCGGCACACUCCCCUGCACCAACAGCGCCGCGCUCGAGAUCAUCUCAGAAGGAUAUAGCAUCCUGACCGCCAGCGCGUUGAACGCAGACUACUCCCUCAUCUCCUGGAGCGGCAUCGGCAUCAUCCGCAACUACGCAUCUGGCAAACCCGACCCCGAUCCCAUCAUGCCAGUGCGCUACACACGCUACGGCGCCAACGACGCAGACAACACCUACACGUUCCCCAGCACCGACGCCCCGGACGCCGUAGUUUUCAAUCUCGGAACCAACGACUUCGGCCACGGAGACGGGCGGCCCAUCCUUCCUGCAUCAAACUACACUGCCGCGGUAGUCAAGUUCGUCGAGUCCGUCAAGGCAAGUUAUAAGAAUGACCCGGCGUUCUUCCUCGUGACGAGUCCCAUGUUGAGUGACGGUAAUCCCACGGGCGAGAUGGAGAAGAGCAAGCAGCGCAAUGCGCUGAAGGAUGCGGUGGGGUUGUUGAAUGGGACGAGGGCGGUUGUCGUGGAUUGGCCGGCUCAGGGGAGUGAUUUGGGAUGUGAUUAUCAUCCGACGCCGGGGACGAAUAAGAUUGGCGCGGGUGUGCUAGUGGAGGCAAUGAGGAGGGAGUUGGGGUGGUGA
Parastagonospora nodorum SN15 is the source of this 1044-nucleotide messenger RNA. RefSeq lists its product as hypothetical. Gene Ontology annotation, molecular function: carboxylic ester hydrolase activity. Bases 1 to 1044 code for a protein of 347 amino acids. NCBI's taxonomy places the organism in Eukaryota, Fungi, Ascomycota, Dothideomycetes, Pleosporales, Phaeosphaeriaceae. The transcript has a single exon. The record is from RefSeq and is a predicted model, not a curated record.